Molecule: messenger RNA, 3246 nt
Organism: Pseudomassariella vexata
Lineage: Eukaryota; Fungi; Ascomycota; Sordariomycetes; Amphisphaeriales; Pseudomassariaceae
Exons: 2
Coding region: 1-3246 (1081 amino acids)
Molecular function (GO): protein binding
Source: RefSeq, a predicted model, not a curated record
AUGGCCGUCCGAGCAGCGGCAGCUAUCCGCCUUCUUGCGCUUUUGGUGGACACGGCGUCGGCGCAAACCCUCCCAUACGCGCCGACGACGAUCCUUGUUCCCGAGAAUACGGUACCGCUACAACAGAAUGUCGGCGCAGACAUCGCCUAUAUCUUCGCACCUAAAGAUGGCUCCGUCGAGUUGCUCACCCUGAACAUUUCGAGUUCUGUUCAGGCCUCAGACCUGUCUCUCCGCACUUUGUCGCCCAGUCUUCCUUUCCUCACAGGGCAAAACACGGCGUUCGCGCCUAACAUCGCCGAAAAUGGGUCUCUCAUAGUUUACGCGGGAAACUGCUCGUCAUCAACGCAGUCGAGCAUCUGGGUCCUCAACCUGCAGGCAGAUGAUGCCCAAGCAGACUGGACCGAACAGGCCACAAUAUGGGGCAGCGAUGGCGUUCAGGCCGGCCCAGGAUUUCUCGGGGCCAGCUUGAGUUUUUCAACGACCCUAGCCCCUGUCAUGUCGACCGAGAAUGUCUACGUGUACGGGGGCAUGUGCCCAAGCACAGCUGCAAAUGCGACACGGUCACAGUCUGAGGCCACAUACUCAAAUCAGAUGAUCAAACUUUGGCGAUCCAAAUCUGACAGCUCAACCUACUCGGUUCAGUCCGUCGGCAGCAAAAGCGCGCCCAUUCCCGAGGCAGGCUUUACCUUCACGGGAUUAGUUCCGUCAAUGUCGAAUCAAUCCGGUACCGUCACUCAGCAGAUCAACCAUGUAGUACUUGGUGGGCACACCCAGAGUGCCUUUGUGAACAUGAGCACCGCAGCUAUCUGGAGUUUGCCCGAGGAAAGCUGGGCUUAUGUGGAUAUAGAGGUCGCAGAUUCCAGGACAGCUGGUACUGAACUGGCUAUAAAGAGCGCUUCACAGUCAGUUGAUGCCAGGUCGGGCCACAGUGCAGUGAUGAACCAAGACGGCGAUGCUCUCAUCAUCUACGGAGGCUGGGUUCAGAACGUUUCGAUAGCCGCUACGCCUCAGCUGGCCAUUCUGGAGAUGGGAGCCGGCUACGGCGGCGCUGGAAAAUGGCAAUGGGUCAUUCCAGAGAAUCAGCCCUCGGGUCCGGGUAUAUACGGACACGGUGCGGCGCUUCUGCCAGGCAACGUCAUGAUGAUUUAUGGAGGGUACGACAUCUCUUUAUCUGGAAGCAGUACCAAGAGGCAGGCAACGAGUACGAACAGCAAUAUAUUCCUCAACCUGACAACUAUGACAUGGUCGGACACGUACAACAACCCGGCCUACCUUGCCGCCGGCGGAACCCCAGCAGAGUCGCGCAGUUCCAGCAACGAUGCUAAGAAGCGCCUCGGGCUCGGAUUAGGUCUUGGCCUUGGGCUGGCUGCUGUUCUUGCCACGCUGUUGGUGUACCUUUUCUAUCGCCGGCGUCUGCAGCGGAAACGAGCAGCACGCGAGGACGCGAUCCGUGCUAUAGCCCAAGACACAAACCGAUUUCUCCACCACGACAUGAUGGAGCGCGACGAUGGACACGGCUCCUCAUGGUACACAGGAGCAAACGACCCUUAUCGGAGUGGAGGGCGGUCUCUAGGGUUCGAAAGCUUGCGUGGCCGAGGUAACAUAGACGGCAGUAACAGCAAUAUCCCUGGAAACCAACAGUUUGCACAAAUAGCUCGUAAACCUAUUGCGCCGAGAGGAGCCAGGGGUCAAUAUCAACCAGCAUCUACGAGCGAUUACGAGCCGCGGUCGGGCAACAGGGGAGGUCGAGCUGGGCCGAUUCACCCCAUCUACGAAGCAGACGAGGACGGCGAGAUGCAUGACGAAAACAAGCCAGCCAGCCCAGCCAAGGAAGCAGUUAAUCGUGAUAGUGCAAACUAUUCUGACCCUUUCUUGACACCUACCACUGAUCGCCAAUUCGUCUUGCCACCACCUAAUCGCGGCUCGGCAACCCCCAGCCCCGAAGGAAAGCAGACCACCGACCCUGAGGUCCAAGAUUGGAUGUCUGAUAUCGAUGCUGCUGAUGCAUUGAUCAGCUCGCGCAUGGCUACACAUAGUGCACAGGGAGGCAACGUGCGGAGCUCCCCCACCCGAAGAGGGACGAUCAAGUCGAAUCGCUCGGGCUAUGUCGCCGACGACGACUCGCGAACCGGGAGCAAUGUCUCCGAGUCGAAUCGGAGUACCCUCUCGCGGUCCAACUCGGCACAGCACCGUAAUUCCUUUGGCGCGAGUGCUGCUGUGGCAGCUGCUACCGCAGCCGCUGUGGCGGAAGAGAGACAAGGCACGAGCAGUAGUAGCAGUAGUGCGCCAUCAUACAAUACUGCGAGAUCCAGCUUCCCGGCUCUAAGGGCUAGUGGCCCGGCUCUCCUGAUGGGCAAUUCGCCGAACAAUGAGGACGAGGACGAGACACCGGGCAGUCCAAGCAAAAUGAAGCCCCGCCGAGGAUGGUUGGGUAGUUUGCGACGUGUUUUCAGCGGACCGACGCCAUCUCCCACCAACAGUGAUAGGGAGGGAAGCCCCAUUCGCGAUAGCAUGGCCGAAUCGUCCGACUACGACCCGCGACUCGGCGGACUAGGAGGCAUUGCCGCUGGUGGGCUACUGAGAAGGAAAGGAGGCCGUCACGCCUGGGAGAUUGGGGAAAUAGGCGAGUCCUCGAGGAGGGACGGCGUUCCUGCCGACGAAGAAGACGAGUGGGACAUUGAGAAAGCGGUGGAGAAGAGGCUCGUACAAGUCCUAUUCACGGUGCCUAAGGAGCGCCUGAGGGUCGUCAAUGCGGAGCCGAACCCAGACAGGGAUCUUCACGAGGAGAUCGAGAGGUUGUCUGCGGUCAUCGCGAAGGGAGAUUUCGACGGCGAGGUGCAUGUGGUGGACAGGGAUGGAGAUUUCGAGAAGCAGAUGAUGCUCCGAGGGGAGAAGGAGCAUGGAGAGUAUGCAAGAGACAAGGGCAAGCAAAGGGAAACGGUGGAUUCGGGUUUCGGGACGGAUAUUGGUAGUGAUAGACACAUGUCUCCUGGGCCGGAGGACCUGCUGGCCGUUCCCGCAGCGAUUGAGAGAUACCCGUCUCAUGGCUCGUCCAACCGGCUCGGCGUGGACAGCCGUGCCAGUCAGAGACAUUCGUCGCUUACCUCGGAACACAGCGAGGGCAAGGUGCUUCAUGCCGAGGCAGUUCGGCUGGAGCGCCCGGACAAACCCAAGACUCGAGUUCUGGCCAUGGUUGAGAGCUUCGAGUUCAAAAGCCGGACGCCAAGUCCGGAACGACCCCCGUGA